ACCACCUCAAACAAUCAGCAACCAUGAACUGCCUCGAAUGGCGAAGGGAAACGCGUAACCUAACGUCUUGGGAAGCAAACCGAGGCUUUUAUUGCCAAAGUUGCCGCAUUUCUACGAUUAAUUCGCGUCGGAAACGCAAUGUCCACCCCGAAACCCACACAGGCGCGAAAGAAGAGGUCCAGCACCCCGCGAGCUAAGACCGGCUGCAGUACUUGUCGAACACGUCAUGUCAAAUGCGAUGAGACACGGCCGUCGUGCCUCAAGUGCAUCAAGGCUGGCUGGAAAUGCGAUGGCUAUCCGUCACCAACCAACUCCGACGGAGCUCCCGCAAACAACUCCCAAAGCCUAGUCACCACAACUUCAACGAAACCCCUCAAUAUUACCACCUACUCCAUUCCCUUCCGAAUUCCGGGAAGCCAGAAGGACCGUCAAAUCCUACACUACUUCUGCGUGCAGGGCUCCUCAGACAUCUCGGGGUUCUUAUCCUCGGAAUUCUGGUCCCAAACCGUCUUGCAAGACAGCCACCGGGAGCCCGUCGUCCGCCAGGCCCUGGUAGCGUUGAGCUCACUUCAUCUGGACUAUGUCACGGCAGAUUCAGUCGAUGCCGAGGUCGCGGGACCGGAAACCUUAGUCCAGUAUGGCAAGGCACUCCGCGCACUCCAGAAACGCCUUGCAACCCCGAGUGAUGAUGCCAGCAGGGUAGCGCUAAUUUGCUGCGUUUUGUUCUACUGUUUUGAAAGCACUGUCGGAAACGCCGAGGCCGCAAUGAAGCACCUCGAAAAUGGUUUGCAGGUCUUGUCUUCUUGCCGGGAGAUGCAAUGUAACAAGGACCAGGGCGAUAUCGGUGAUCUGGAAUCCUUGUCCGGAAUUUUUGCGCGACUGGAUCUGCAGGCAUCUUUGUUUAACGACGGCCGCAUGCCGUUUUUGACUUUAACAUCUGGUGAUGAGCGUGAAUAUGGCAUCGACGGCUUGACAGGUAGCGGGCCCAUUUCCAGCCUUCAAAGCGCCCAAACCGCGUUGGACAAGAUGCAGAAUUGGCUGAUCCGCCUGCUCACCGAUUAUUCUUGUUACAAAGGUCAGGAAUUGGCCGCCAUACCACCCAUCGUUCUCGAAGAAAAGCGAUGCCUAUUUACUGAAAUGCGUCGGUGGUCGCACAAGUUCUCUGCUUGGUGCUCGGCAAACCCAACAACCAAUGAACAGACUCUCUGCUGGAUCCAAAUGCUCCUAGUCAACUAUCGGAUAUCCCAUAUGAUGCUUGAAUCGAUCCUCCCAGACGACCACGAAAUAUUCGGCACCUCGCCCAACCUCGCCGCGCAUGAAGUGCUUGAUCGCGUGGAGAGCGUUCUGCAGGUUGCCCAACAGAGAAAUACCACCGCGGAAGCGGCCAAGAACCCGCGCCGGAACUUCUCAUCCGAGAACGGCAUCGUCAUACCGCUCUUUCUAUUGGCUGUCAAGUGCUCCGACGACUCCGUAGUUGAAAGAGCUAGCCAGUUGCUUGCGGUAUCCAACAGGCGAGAAGGUCUGUAUGACGCCGCGGCCAUGGUCGGAGUCCUGAAGUAUCUCCAUUCGGUCAAAGCAGAAAGGACGUUACUUUUCGAGCGAGAGGGUAUUGAAAACACUGGAAACUCAUCAUUGGAAUAUUGGACACCGGAUGUAAUUGACAAUAGAGAAGGUGGAAUGGAUGGUAUUGGAAAGUCCCCGUCCAAGAGUUCGACGCCCUAUUAGUGUUACCGUUGAGAAUAAGACCAGUCUAUAACUACUCAUACAAAGGUCGCCCGCCAGCUUCAGAUACACCAUUAAAUAAUGGCUGCAAUUGCUUGGGUCAGCAAAACAAGGGAAGCGAUCGAACCCAGCCCAG
Molecule: messenger RNA, 1858 nt
Organism: Ilyonectria robusta
Lineage: Eukaryota; Fungi; Ascomycota; Sordariomycetes; Hypocreales; Nectriaceae
Exons: 2
Coding region: 139-1725 (528 amino acids)
Biological process (GO): regulation of DNA-templated transcription
Molecular function (GO): DNA-binding transcription factor activity, RNA polymerase II-specific; zinc ion binding
Source: RefSeq, a predicted model, not a curated record